AUGGUUUCUCCAUAUUCCAAUCAACCAGUUGACUGCCUGCAGCCAGUUGUCCCGUCCAAGGCAGGCGGUAAGACCGUUGUCUUGACUGGGGGAAGCAGUGGCCUGGGUCUCGCCUACGUGGAGGCAUUAACCCGUGCAGGGGCUUUUGUUGUAAACGGUGAUUUAAAUCCGCCUUCACAGACUGCAAUGUCUGACAGGACGGUGUUUGUAAAAUGUGAUGUCUCGAGCUGGGAUGACCAGGUCAAUUUGUUUCGAGUUGCAAAGGAAAAGGCGCCUAAUGGAAGAAUUGACGCCGUUAUUGCCAAUGCCGGAAUCUACGGGCCUGACAUACUUGAAGGAUUAUCGGAGGAACAACCCACGAAGCCCAACACUUCAAUGCUGAACGUAAACUUAAUAGGAGUGAUGUACACUACUCGGCUUGCUGCGUGGCACUUCGAUCGGCAAAACUCCAUCGACCCAUGCGUCAUCCUGUCUCUUACCAGCUCGGCCAGGUUUAUUGCAACCCCGAUCCUCCGGGAAGCGUUUGUAGAGUCAACGCGUCGCCAGUUUGAGGCCCAGGGCGUCGACUUUGCCCUUACCGACGAUGCAGUCACGGCUGUUUUCAAGCUGAUCACGGAUGAGUCUAUCAAUGGUAAAAUAGGACCGUCUCCCAUCUAG
Aspergillus bombycis is the source of this 657-nucleotide messenger RNA. RefSeq lists its product as uncharacterized. NCBI's taxonomy places the organism in Eukaryota, Fungi, Ascomycota, Eurotiomycetes, Eurotiales, Aspergillaceae. Gene Ontology annotation, cellular component: cytoplasm. The coding region runs from base 1 to 657 and encodes 218 amino acids. The transcript has 6 exons. The record is from RefSeq and is a predicted model, not a curated record. Gene Ontology annotation, molecular function: oxidoreductase activity, acting on the CH-OH group of donors, NAD or NADP as acceptor.